Molecule: messenger RNA, 2120 nt
Organism: Xenopus laevis (African clawed frog)
Lineage: Eukaryota; Metazoa; Chordata; Amphibia; Anura; Pipidae
Gene: aldh1a3.L
Product: aldehyde dehydrogenase 1 family member A3 L homeolog
Cellular component (GO): cytoplasm
Molecular function (GO): retinal dehydrogenase (NAD+) activity; oxidoreductase activity
Source: RefSeq, marked provisional
AGUCAGGGAAACCCCCGAACAAGGCGAGAGAUUUGCUGGAGGCAGAGUAGCGCUUCUAUUGCGCAGGGACAGCACUGAAUUAGAACAACAGCGCCUCUAUCAACAUGACAACCACUAACGGGGCUAUAGAGAACGGGCAGCCGGAUAAGAAGCCCCCAAUGCUCCCUAAACCUGCUACUAACCUGGACAUUCAGCACCGACAGAUAUUCAUCAACAAUGAGUGGCAUAAGUCAAUAAGUGGCCGCACUUUUGCCGUAUUUAACCCAGCAACGGGAAAGAAGAUGUGUGAAGUGGAAGAAGCAGAUAAGGCAGAUGUUGACAAGGCUGUUGAAGCUGCUCGUGCUGCAUUUCAGAGGGGCUCUGCGUGGAGACGGUUGGAUGCCAAUGGCCGAGGGAGACUGCUGCACAAACUGGGAGACCUCCUGGAAAGGGAUAGAGUUCUGUUGGCUACUCUGGAAUCAAUGGACACUGGGAAACCCUUCCUGCAUGCCUUUCUUAUAGACUUGGAGGGUUGCAUACGGACCUUGCGUUACUUUGCUGGCUGGACUGACAAAAUACAGGGCAAGACAAUUCCUGUAGACGACAGCUUCCUGUGCUUCACUGUGCAUGAACCCAUUGGAGUAUGUGGGGCAAUUACACCUUGGAACUUUCCUCUGCUCAUGCUUAUCUGGAAGAUGGGCCCUGCUCUGUGCUGUGGCAACACUUUAGUCAUUAAACCAGCUGAACAGACUCCCCUCACAUCUCUCUACAUUGGAUCGUUAAUCAAAGAGGCUGGCUUCCCUCCUGGAGUAGUCAAUAUAGUACCAGGAUAUGGACCCACAGCCGGAUCUGCCAUCUCCCACCACCCUGACAUUGAUAAGGUUGCAUUCACUGGAUCCACAGAGGUUGGAAAACUGAUCAAGGAAGCCGCUUCUAAGAGUAAUCUGAAACGUGUCACUUUGGAGCUCGGAGGGAAAAAUCCAUGCAUUGUGUUUGCAGAUUCUGACUUAGAGCUGGCUGUAGAAUGUGCUCAUCAAGGAGUCUUCUUCAACCAAGGCCAAUGCUGCACAGCUGCUUCACGUGUCUUUGUGGAGGAGUCCAUUUACCCAGAGUUUGUGAAACGCAGUAUAGAACAUGCCAAGAGACGUUUUGUAGGGGACCCGUUUGACCCCAGAACUGAACAUGGACCACAGAUUGAUCAGGACCAGUUCGAUAAGAUUUUGGAACUGAUACAGAGUGGCAAGGAGGAAGGAGCUAAAUUGGAAUGUGGGGGCUCGGCUAUUGGGGAGAAAGGAUUUUUCAUUAAACCCACAGUAUUUUCCGACGUCACUGAUGACAUGAGGAUAGCUAAAGAGGAGAUAUUCGGACCAGUUCAAUCCAUCCUGAAAUUCAAAAGCCUAGAAGAUGUGAUAAAAAGAGCAAAUAGUUCUGAAUAUGGAUUGACAGCUGCUGUGUUCACCAAGAGCCUGGAUAAAGCCCUGUCUGUUUCUUCAGCCCUGCAGUCUGGCACAGUGUGGGUUAACUGUUACAAUGCCCUGCAUACACAGACUCCAUUUGGAGGAUUCAAGAUGUCUGGAAAUGGAAGGGAACUUGGAGAGUAUGCCCUGGCAGAAUACACAGAGGUUAAAACGAUCACUAUUAAAUUAUCACAGAAGAACCACUGAAAUGAAAGCAGCAACCGACUGGAACAGAGAAUGGAUGAGGACUGAAAAGGAAUGCCAGUAAUCCUACCAGCGUACAGCUAGAGCUCUGUGCCUUUUAUAUCUAUUCUUAAAAAGACAAUGAAAGCUGAUAUCCGUGUGUGUCAGAGUAGAGAACCCUUUUAUUUACUUACGUUAGGAGUAGUUAAAUUCAGCAUUAAUCUUUCUAAUUGGCAAAACCUUUAAAAAGCCAGGGAUUAACCCCCAGUUCCUGCAGUCAUUGCUUACAGCCGUGAUUGCCAUUGUCACAAAGCAUGUGCAGUGCUCCAUACUGGAUUCUGUGCAUGCGCAGAGCAUUGACAAUAAUGUCCCGUAAAGGCCCGUCUCAAUGCUCACUUGGGGGGUUCAGUAGUAAUCAAAGUGUCUCUGCCUUUCGGAUGCAGCAAAUGGAAUUCUACAAUCUAGUCCCAUCUUAUUUGUGAAGAUCUUUAAACAAAAAAA